UCCCUGAUUCACUAGCUGCAGUUUAGUCCCGCUUCCAGCGUGCGUCGGCCGCGGCAGGGAGGGAGGGCGGGGCGGGACUCUGCCUACCCCGUAGGGCGCCUACGUUCGACGUAUUUGGGGUCGGUCUCUAAUUUCCUGUGAAGAGAGUUUACAAAAAAUGGCAAGAGGGGUAUGUGGACUGUGAAGACGAGUUGUGGUUCUGCCACGUGGUGGCUGGAGACUGGGGGCAAGUCUCUGUGCCUCUUGAGAGCUGCUUUGCCUCGUUUUUCCGACGAGGCGUGGACGAGACUAAGCGCUCUGACCUGUGCGGAGAGCCGGGGGCAGUCGCUGCAGGUGCUGCGUCCCCAAGAGGUGGUGAGCUGAGGACCGUUUGAAGAAGACUGAGGUGUUACUUGAUUUCACUGAAACAUUUUAGAGGUAUCAAAUAAUGUCAUCUGAAAUGUUGCCAGUAUUUACUGAGCCUUACAAGGUUGAAAGGAAGCAAGGUUUAAGGGAAGAUCAAGAGGAGAGCCAAAAGCCAAGAUUAAAUGAAGAGUUUGAACCAAUAUCUAAAAGACAAAUGAAGAAGCUAAUGAAACAGAAACAAUGGGAAGAGCAACGAGAACUCCGCAAACAAAAGCGGAAGGAAAAACGCAAAAGAAAGCAAUUGGAGCGACAGUGUCAAUUGGAAUCAAACUCAGAUGGAAAUGACAGGAAACGUGUUCGAAGAGAUGUUGUUCAUAGCACACUUCGCCUUAUCAUUGAUUGCAGUUUUGACAGCUUGAUGGUAUUAAAGGACAUUAAGAAACUUCACAAGCAGAUUCAACGAUGCUAUGCAGAAAACCGACGAGCACUGCAUCCUGUGCAAUUUUACUUGACAAGCCAUGGAGGGCAGUUGAAAAAGAACAUGGAUGAGAAUGACAAAGGAUGGGUCAACUGGAAGGAUAUCCACAUCAAACCAGAGCACUAUAGUGAAUUCAUUAAAAAAGAAGACCUGAUCUACCUUACAUCAGAUUCACCUACGGUACUGAAGGAAUUAGAUGAGUCAAAGGCCUAUGUGAUUGGAGGAUUAGUAGAUCACAACCAUCACAAGGGACUCACAUAUAAACAAGCAUCAGAUCAUGGAAUUGAUCACGCACAGCUCCCCCUUGGAAAUUUUGUGAAGAUGAAUAGUAGAAGAGUUUUGGCAGUUAAUCACGUGUUUGAGAUUAUUCUGGAAUACCUGGAAACAAGAGACUGGCAAGAAGCAUUUUUCACUAUAUUACCUCAGCGGAAAGGAGCUGUUCCCACAGACAAAACCUGUGAAAGUUCUUUGAAUGACAAGACUUAUGCCAGAGUUGAAGGUAUUUUGGACAGUGAUUCCAGUGACGAGGAAGAUAGCAGAAAUGAGCUAGAUUCACCACAUGAAGAAGAAAAGCAGGAUAUAGAAAAUAGCACUGAGUCUACAGUGAAUGCUGUACCAUACUAAUGUCAUCUGGUUUUGUUUUCUUUUUUAAUUUAAGGAAAAGUUCGGUAGAAAAUGAGCUGCUUCAUAGACUCUCUGAAUUGGAAGAAAAUUUCAUUUUCUUAUUUCUGUUGUUUUUAAAGCUUCUUUUAGAGCUAAGUGAUAAAUAAGCCAUAUACGAAAGCAUUUUUGGUUUGCAUGAUAUUUAAAUGUGUAAUUUUAAAAAGAGUUUUCUAAGCCUCAAAUAAGAGUUUCUUGAGAAUAUUCCUUCAUUGGUAAACCUUCAUUCUCUUUUAUUUUCUGGAUUGUAUUCUUCAGGAUGUACCUUCUGACAUUUCAGUUUUAGUAUUUAUAUCACCUUUUAUAUGUCUUUCUGACACAUUGUGUACUUCUUUUUUGUGGAGGCAGAUAAUCACAAGUCUUUAAGUCUACCAAAAUGUUCUGUAUGAGAGGUAACCUUCUGUUUGCAGCUUUUAUAUUCAAUUUAGUUUUUUCAAAGGAAUAUAGUGAUUUUUUGGAAGAAGCAUCAGAUUAAUAAGCUCAACAAUUUGUUUUUUUUGGACUAUGGAGCCUGUUUCCGUUCUCCUUUGUGAUGCUUUCAUGUGGUUCUAAAGCAACCACUGAAGAGUUAACCAUCUUUUUAAUAUAUAUGUCUUAAUUCCAAUUAUGGUGGUACAUUAUUUCAAUUAAAAAUUUAAUUUUUCAGGCUAGAUUAUUUUAAAAGGCUAUUGAGGGAUCUGUUUUGUCUUUACCUAAAUUUAAAAAGAAGCAGCUUUUAGCAGUUGUCCUUUCCUUCCAUAUAUACUUAAGUAAAAUGUCUGUUGAUUUUUAAAGUGAAUGGAACUAACUAUAUAUAUUUAUCUGUCUACUAUCAUAUAAUAAUAUUCAAGCUAAUAUAAAUGUAUGUUUCUAAAUAAUAUAAACAUGUAUGAAAAUAUGCAUAUAAUUGUAUAGUUUGUCCACAUAUAUGAAUCUCAGUUAUUAAUAAUAGGAUGAAAUUGGCAUACAUCAGUAGCAUUUAUGUGAAGGUUAUAUUGAAUGCUAAGGAGUUUGAAUUUCAUAAAGUACAAAUACACAUAACUAAACAUUUGUUUGAGGAUAUUAGUGAGAGAAGAGGGGCCUAACGAGAUGUUUUAGCUUCCAACAGUAAAUGUAGAUCAGUUAGGUUCCAAGUGGUUGUUCUUUGCCAUAGCUCAAGUUAAGAUUUCAGAAGCCUUCACUGAGUUUAGAUAAAUUAAGUUGCUGUUUUUACUCCCUGGCAUCUCAAAUUAUAUACACAUUUGAUAGAAAGGUCACUGGACUUAGUACUAAUGUCGCUGUCUUUUUUUAUUGCUUUAUUCUGUGAUCGAUUUAAAGUAAGGUAUGUGAAUAAAGGUAUGUAAAUAAAGAAAAUCCCCUACAAUUCUGGAAGAAGAAAGCUUAUGAUAUCUUAAGUUGUAGUUUUCAAAGGUUCAGUUUUUUCCUAAGUAUGGUUUAGUAGCAUGAAAUAUUGUGCCCUUUACUUAAAUUGUUCCAUAUGGAGAAAGGUGGAGAAAAUCAUUAUAGGCACUAUUUAGUUUAAUUUUCACUAAUUACAGAAGCCCUUUAUCAGUUUCCUAGGUCUGCCAUAACAAAUCACUACAAACUGGGUGGCUUAAAACAACAGAAAUUUAUUCUCUUACAGUUCUGAAGGCUAAAAAUCCAGCACCAAGAUGGUGUUAAGAGCAAGCUCCCUUUGAAGGCUAUAUGGAGGAGUCUUUCCUAGCCUUGUCCUAACUUUUGGUGGUUGCCAGCAAUCCUGAUGUUUCUUGGCUUGCAGCUGCAUCACUCCAGCCUCUGCUUUGUGUCACAUGGCCUCUACCGUCUGUCUGCCAUGCCUGUUCCUAUGUCCCUCUUCUUCUAAGGAUUUCAGUCAUUGGGUUAGGGUUAGCCCUAAUCCAGUACUUUAAUUACAUCUACAAAGACCCUAUUUCUAAAUAAGGUCACAGCCACAAGUACCAGAUAUUAGAACCUGAACAUAUCUUUUUGGUGGACACAACUCUAUCCACUGCAAGUCUUAUUUAGGCUGUCGAUGACAAGAUAUAGAACCUGUACGUCAAGAGGGUGAAGAUUACAAUUAGAAACAACUAAUUUCUGAGGUAUUAAAAAAUUUUUUUAAUAAUAGUAAUUUUUUUCUUGUUUUAAUAUAUUCUUUUCUCAACAUUGUUUUGGUUUAUUGAGACACUUUAUUAUUUAAAACUUAAAAACAAUCAUAAAAAAAAAAAAAAGAUGGCAGGGAUUAGAAUAAUGACCACAAUGGCCUAUAAUGCUUAUUAAACUUUGAUCUCAAUUAUUAUGGAAGUGUUUAUCUUUGUUUUCCUAGCUCCUUGCCAGACACAUACAGUAGGCACUUAAACGUGAAGGAGAGAACCAGUGGCACAAUCAAGUGAUAAUACAGUUAGUGGAAAGAACAGGCUUCAGUUUCAGCAAUGUCAUUUGCUAGUGGAUGACUUUGGACAACUUACUAACUUCUGUAAGUCUCAGUAUCUCAUUGGUAAAAAUGGGAAUGUUAUCCCAUUUAUCCUAUCUCUAAGGGUUGAGCAAUCAAUUGGUUUGAAACCAAGCAGAGGCUAACUUGAUACUUUCUCAUAUUGACAUUUAUUUUUUGCCCCAUUUCCCUUGUUUCUCACUCUUCCUUUUUGACACUGUCUCCCUAAAAAGUAAUAAUAUAUAUGCCUUUGUUUCAGACUCUGCUUCCUGAGGUUUAGAUAAGAUUUUUUAAGGGCAAACUUCCUAAUUUACCAGAAUGAAUACUUAUUAAACAAAAUAUGGAAAUCAGAUCAUUUAGUGAAACAUUUCAAAAAGCAAUAAAACAAUGCUAAGAUAAAAUAUGACUACAUAAAACCUCUUUGUCCUAUCAACAAAUAUAGUCUAAAAUGACUCAAAUUGGAUUUUUUUAAAAACCCCAAACCUAAAUAUAUGCUGUAUUUAAAUAAAAUUAUUCGCAGUAUUGAAAAUAAAAGAAUAGUGAAAAGCAUAUUGGACUAUUAAUAGAUACAGAAGUCAUAAUUUUAACAUUGGGUACAGUUCAUCACUGCAAUUAAUGAAAAGAAGGGCAUGUUGUAAUGCUCAAGAAUGUCCCUAGUGCGAAGAUCUACACAGAUCUAUGCACCAAGUAGCAUAGUAUUCAAAUUCUUUGAGAAAAAACUUUAAGAAUUACAUGAAAAUGUAAAACAUGCAUUAGUAUAAGAAGAGUUUAAUUCAUCCUUCCCACCCAUGAUAAGUGGACAAAAAACGGGAGAUGUAAAUGCUAUAAUAAGGUAGGUAUAAUUGACAUAUAUCAAAUUCUGCAGGUUGAAAGCAUUUAUAAAGGUGACCAUAUGCUAAGCCCCAGAGCUAUCAAGAAAAUCAAAGGAUUGGUCCUUUUUAUAGAUCACAUCUGACCAAAAUGCAAUUAAGUUAUAUAAAUCAUUAAAAAAUAUAACAAGUUUGAAAAACAUCAUGUUUGGGAAUUUCAAAAAUAGCUUCUAAACAACUUUUGGGUCACAGAAGAAACCAAUGAAAAUCAGAAAAUAGAAGUAAAUUUAAUGAAACCUUUAAAACUUUUAGACUACUAAAGCAACAUUUAAAGGAAAAUUUACAGCCUAAAUUGCUUAAGUUAGAAAAAGAAGGAAGACUGGCAUUAUUGAGCUAUGUGUUUAAUUUAACAAGUUAAAAAAAAAAACUCAAAGUGAAGGAGGGAAAUAAAGAUAUAAGCAAUAAUUAGACAUACAGAAAGAGGCUGAAGGGAAAAAUCCAUUCCUUGAAAAGACCAAAUAGAUUAACGUGGCAAAAUUAAAAAUUUUUAAGAAAGAAGGCACAUAGAAAUGAAUAGUGGAGUAUUAAAUUGGAAACAAAUGGGUAUUAUAAAAUACUUCAUAUCCUUGCACUUAAAAGUUUGUAUGAAGUUUUGUGAAAAAAGAAAUUACCAAUAACUCAAAAAAAAAAAACCCAAAGAAUCUUGUAACUCUAAAUAAAUUGAUUUAGUAUUUUAAAAUCUAGGACUAAAUGUUGUCUGUGAAGCAUAUCUGUGAAACAACCAAAAGCAAAUAGUAUUACACAGACUUUGUAGAGAACUAAAAAUGAGGUAAUACUGAUUAUGAAGCUUGUUAACUGUGUUGUUCAAGUCUUCUGUGCUUUCCCAUUAUUUUUUAUGGUCAAAAACAGCAUUAAAUUUACCAUCUUAACCAUUUUUAAGUGUACAGUUCAGUUAAGUAUAUUCACAUUGUUGUGCGACAGGUCUGUAACUUAUUCAUCAUGCAACACUGAAACUCUAUAUCCAUUAAACACUAAUUCCUUCUCCCCAAUCCCACUAGCCCUUGGUCACCAAUUUUCUACUUUCCAUUUCUAUGAUUUUGACUAAUUUAGGUACUUCAUAUGGUAGAAUCAUUUAGUAUUUGUCCUUUUGUGACUGGCUUACUUAGCAUAAUGUCCUCAAAGUUCCUCCAUUUGUAGCAUAUAACAAUCUCCUUUUUAAGGCUGAAUAAUAUUCUAUUAUAUGUAUAUAUCACAUUUUCUUUAUCCAGUUAUCUGUUGAUGGGAAUUCAGAUUGCUUUCACCUCUUGGCUAUUUCGAAUAAUGAAUGCUUCAAUGAACACUAGUGUGCAAAUAUCUCUUUGAGAUCCUGCUUUUAAUCAUUUUGAUAAAUACCCAGAAGUGGGUUUGCUGGAUCAUAUGUUGAUUCUAUUUUCAACUUUUUGAGGAACUGUUUUCUGUAAUGUCUGUAACACUUUACAUUCCCACCAACAUUUUGUUGCUUGUGUGUUUGGUGGCAUAUCCAAGAAAUCACUAUCAAUUCAGUGUCCUGAAUUUUUUCCCCUAUUUCUUCUUUUAUAGUUUUAGGUCUUAAGUCAAGUUUAAAGUUAAUUUUGUGUAAACUAAAAAUAGAAAUACCAUACAAACCAGUAGUUAUACUUCUAGUAAUUUACCUGAAGAAAACAAAAUCCCUGAUUCAAAAAGAUAUAUGCACCCCUAUGUUUAUCAUCACAUUAUUUACAAUAGCCCAGUUAUGGAAGCAAUCUAGGUGUCCAUCAAUUGAUGAAUGGAUAAAGAAGAUGUGGUACAUAUACACAAUGGAAUAUUAUUCAGCCAUAAAAAAGCCAUCCAUUUGCAACAAUAUGGAUGGAUCUAGAAGGCAUUAGUCUAAGUGAAAUAAGCCAAGUGGAGAAAAACAAAUACCAUGUGAUUUCACUUAUUUGUGGAAUAUAAAAACAAACCAAAAACAGAAGGAACAAAAUAGCAGUAGACUCAUAGACACUGAGAAGUGACUGGUGGUUACUAUGGGGGAGGGGUUGGGGUAGUUGGAUAAGAAGGGUGAGGGGGAUAAAAGGACACAAAAAUUCUCAAUCAUAAUACAAGUUAGUCAUGGGGAUGGUAGUACAUAGAGAAUAUAGCCAGUGAUUCUGUAACAUCUUCCUAUGCGGGUACAUAGUAACCACACUAGUGGGGGUGAGGAUUUAAUAAUAGGAGUAAUGGUUGAACCACUGUGUUGUAUACUUGAAACCAAUAUACGAUUGUAUAUUGAUACUUCAAUUAAAAAGUUAAUUUUGUG
This is a messenger RNA of Manis pentadactyla (Chinese pangolin), 6971 nucleotides long. It is a transcript of the gene TRMT10A, whose product is annotated as tRNA methyltransferase 10A. Gene Ontology annotation, molecular function: tRNA binding. NCBI's taxonomy places the organism in Eukaryota, Metazoa, Chordata, Mammalia, Pholidota, Manidae. The record is from RefSeq and is a predicted model, not a curated record. The transcript is spliced from 8 exons. Gene Ontology annotation, biological process: tRNA N1-guanine methylation. Gene Ontology annotation, cellular component: cytosol; nucleus; nucleoplasm. Bases 428 to 1447 code for a protein of 339 amino acids.